AGAGCAAUUUGAGCCUAGUAAAGUUGCCGGGGAGCUCUUAGUUUCAAUCUGUUUUCCUUUCUUGUUCCCGCGUCCAAUGUCCCAUUCAAGAGCCAAAUCGAUCAACCUUUUCCGCCAUUGCAGCAAUCCCCUGCAAUCCCAUCACCAGCCGUAUCACACUUUCCGCCCCAACAAACCCAAGACCACGAACCCUCGCCGCCGCGAACGACUUCACAGAGACACCACCAAGCUCCGCAAGCCGAUACCUUUCGUCUCCGAUGUCAAAGAAAUUCAAGACCCAGAAGAAGCCUUCUUACUCUGCUCUUCUCUAAAAGCUCGCUCGCAGCCGGAAUUUCGACGCCGUCUACGCUGUUCUCGGCCACGUCCAAGAUCGAAACAUUCAUUGUAAAGAUACCCUUUUCAUUGCUCUGAUUCGACAUCAUGGGAAAGCCGAUUUGGUAGACAAAGCAGUUGUUUUUCAUCAAAUGCCUUCUUUUAACUGUGUCCGUACGUUGCAGUGCUUCAAUGAGCUCCUUAAUGUGCUUGUUGAUUGUGGUAGGUUUUCCGAUGCGGGUGAGAUAUUUGCGAGGUGUUCUAAAUUGGGUUUUCGUCCGAAUUCGAUUUCGUAUAAUAUAAUGAUCAAAGGUUGGCUUCAGAAGGGUGAGUGGGAAUAAGCAUGCAAGGUGUUUGAUGAAAUGCUUGACAAAAAAGUGCAAUCUAGUGUUGUGACGUAUAAUAGUCUUAUAGGGUUUUUUGGUAGAAAGGGUGAGUUGGAGAAAGCUAGUGGUUUGUUUGAGGACAUGAGACAGAAAGGGAAAUACCCGAAUGCGGUGACAUAUGCAUUAUUGAUGGAAGGUUUGUGCUUGGUUGGACAGCAUGAUGAAGCGAAGAAGAUGAUGUUUGAUAUGGAGUAUCGAGGAUGUAAACCACGGCUUGUGAAUUAUGGUGUAUUGAUGACUGAUCUUGGAAAGAGAGGGAAGAUUGAGGAGGCAAAGUCUUUCCUUCAAGAGAUGAAGAAGAGACGGUUUAAGCCAAAUGUUGUCAUUUAUAACAUAUUGAUUAACUUUCUGUGCAAGGAAGGCAGGGCUACAGAGGCUUACAAAGUCUUGGUUGAAAUGCAAGUUGGAGGCUGUGAGCCGAAUGCAGCUUCAUACAGGAUGAUGGUUGAUGGGUUUUGUCAUACUGAAGAUUUUGAGGGAGGUUUGAAGGUUUUGACUGCAAUGUUGGCUAGUAGACAUUGUCCUCGUUUAGAUACAUUUGAAUGUUUAGUUACGGGCCUAUUAAAGUGUGGGCAGAUCAAUGAUGCUUUUGUAUUGGAGGAGAUGGAAAAGAGAAAUAUGCAAUUUCAUUUGGAAGCUUGGGAAGCUCUAGUUGUGGGUGCUUGUGGUGAGGAUAUUGUUGCAGGUGACGUUGCAACUGAUCUAGGCUCUGCACAUUAAUAGUUAUCAGGGAAGAGAUGAUCACACAGCAUUUGGAAGCUUGGGAUGCUCUAGUUGUGGGUGCUUGUGGUGAGGAUAUUGUUGCAGGUGAUGUUGCGACUGAACUAGGCUCUGCCCAUUAAUGGUCAUCAGGGAAGAGAUGAUCACACGGCAUUUUGUCAUGACUUCUGUAGCUGUUUCCACAAGAGGGUCACACUGCCGCUUGGCCCUCAUAGAGCAAGUGGAAUGGUGGAUUUUGGGUCAUGGGGGGCUUCUGAUGAGAUUUUUUUUCUGUGGUCUUAGGCACUUGAAGCUCUAUUCUGUGAUACUUCAUACUUGUGAGAAAACAGUGGUUAGGUUUGCAUGUAAAACAACUAAGCUAUGCGCAUUGUGCACUCAUGCGGCUUCAGGGAGAAGAGGAGUUUAUGAAUCGAAACAUUCAUCAAUACUAUGGAUUGUUAUUGCCAACUCAAUGUCUCAGGAAGCUCACUAUGCUUGUUCGAGGUCAAGUAGGCAUGUAAACUGAGCUAAUCUAUGACCACUGUAGGGUUCAGGGAAGAGACGGAAGUUUUGCGCAAGAGUCGAAUCGUCGAUAGGAAGUCAAGUUUCUGGGGGAUGCUCUAGUUGAUGAUGCUUGUGGUGCAAACAGAGGUUUUUGUCAUUUAUGUUAUUUUAUUUGUUGACACCAGCUCUAAAGGUCGCACUUGGUGCGAUGGCAAGUGCCUUCGCCCAUGAGCGGUAGAUCUCGGGUUCGAGAUUUGGGAGCAGCCUCUCCAUAAUUGGGGGUAAGGCUAGCCGACAUUCACCUCUUUCAGACCCUGCGUAAAGCGGGAGCCUUGUGCACUGGGUACAACCUUUAUUUGUUGACACCAGCUCUAUUUAAUUUUCAGUGGAAAAUAUAAGGCGUGAGCAAAGCCUCACAUAACUUAUAAUUAUUA
Molecule: messenger RNA, 2335 nt
Organism: Malus domestica (apple)
Lineage: Eukaryota; Viridiplantae; Streptophyta; Magnoliopsida; Rosales; Rosaceae
Product: pentatricopeptide repeat-containing protein At1g07740, mitochondrial
Molecular function (GO): protein binding
Source: RefSeq, a predicted model, not a curated record